AAAAUUAACUGAUAUCAAAAUGGAUAGAUACGUAACUGAAACUUUAGCCACCUACAUAAUCGAAAGAGGUGAAUAUUCAAUGUUUAAGAAGAAAUUCAAACUUUCUAUUACAAACGAUGACCUUCUUUUCUUCAAAGAUAAAGACUCCUCAGAGAUACGAAGGAAAGUACCCAUCAAGAAUGUCUCUGGGCUUUCUAAAUAAAAACAAGAAAAGCUCAAAGUCCCUCCUCGUACAUAUCAGAGGGGAAGGCGAUGAAUUCUUUUACACAAAGGAUCGUGACGAUAUUAUGGAUUUGUUAAAGCGUCUCUAUGCAUACUUGAUGAAGCAAAAUCUCCCUGUUUUUGCCCCUGCCAAAUCUAAAUUAAUCUAUUAUUGCACAACUCAAGAGGAAGGGGAGCAAGGACUCACUAGAAUGCCUGACAAGCAGUAUGCUCUUCCUGAUGAGAAGAUCCUAGAGGGCGAUACAGAGCAGGAGCCUGAUUCUCCCAGUAUUCCUGAAACUGAUUUUGAUGAGAUACCCUCCAGACAGCCAUCAAGACAUGAUCCUGGAUAUGCCAAGUACUACAACAAUGAAGAUUUCUUGAAGAAGCAGCAGGACGAACUCAAGGAUGGCAAAGUAAAGAGGAUUAUGAAGGCUAGACUGGUCAAGAACUCCUACACCGAAGAUGAUACACGGGAGUAUAAGUACAACACACAUGCAAUUAAGGCUCCUCAUGUGACAAAGUUCAAGAAAUGGUCAUCUGAAGAUGCGCCUCACUCUUUCGAAUCAGAGAAGCUUCAUGAUGAUGUGAGAACUUUUGAGGGAAGGAAGCGCAGACUUCAUGUAGCUGAAGACACCCACAAAAGAUCACCUUACAAAGAGAACUUAGUUGAGUACGAAGAAGAGAAAGUUGAAGUAAUCUAUGAAGAAAUUGAAGACUCCGAUGAAACUCCUAAAUGUCGCACAGAUGUCUCCUUAGACGAUUUCCGUGUUAAAAAAGUCAUCGACAAGGGCUCCUUUGGUGAAGUCUUUCUGACGGAAUACCUCCCUGACGGGAAGAAAUAUGCAAUGAAGAGGAUCAAGAAAUCCAUUCUGACCGAUAGAAGUUUAAAGGAAAGUACCGAAAAUGAAAAAGAGAUCCUGAUGAAUCUUACCCAUCCCUUUUUGCUCACGAUGUCUUACUUGAUCGAGAAUGAAAAGAGGUAUUAUUUCUUCUUAGAGUACAUCUCUGGAGGAAAUAUGUAUAAGAAUAUGUUCAAAGUGAAAAGAUUCGAAGAAGAAGCAGUCAAGUUCUAUGUCGCCCAACUCGCCUUAGGCCUUGCUUACUUACAUGAAAACAACCUUGUCCACAGAGAUCUUAAGCUUGAAAACAUUCUUGUAGGGAAAGAUGGGUACAUCAAACUAUGAGAUUUUGGAUUGGCAAAAUUACUCAGCAUAAGCCAUGAGAUAACCUAUACUUUUUGAGGAACUACAGAAUACCUUGCACCAGAGAUAGUAUCCAAUGCUGGCCAUAGCUACUCUGUUGAUUGGUGGACACUUGGGAUCAUCUCCUAUGAGCUAUGCUGCGGUAGGACUCCUUUCUUUCACAAGAACCCUCAUAUGGUCACAAAGCUGAUCAAGAGGGGGAAGUUGAUAUUCCCUGAUCCAACCAGACACAAGAUAUACAUGAGUGCAGAUAUGCAGGACUUCAUCACCCAGCUCCUCUCUCGUGAUCCUGAAAAGAGACUCGGCCACGGAGGCAGCAAGGAAGUUCUUAAUCAUCCAUGGCUAGAUAGUGUGAAGUGGGAUAAAUUGAAGCAAAAGAAGAUAAGCCCUCCUUAUUAUCCUGAGUGCGAUUAACUUAGUGAGGUAGUAAUGAAAC
This is a messenger RNA of Moneuplotes crassus, 1842 nucleotides long. Lineage: Eukaryota; Ciliophora; Spirotrichea; Euplotida; Euplotidae. The record is from the annotation of a GenBank genome assembly.